AUGUCUAGUGAAAGCCUUCUCGCUUGUGCUGCUGAGAAACCAAAGCCUUGUCGAGAAAGCCUAGUCUCAAAGGGAAUGCCGACUCGUAAACUCGAAAUCACGGCCAUAUCGGCGGAGGGACUCCUCGAGGGUAGAAAGCCGGUGAAGAAGAACGCGUUCGUAGCCUUCGAGAUCGCUGGGAAUCACUGCAGCGGGGCGAUAAGAACGAGGAUCGACGAGGUCGGCGGGGAUUAUCCGGCGUGGGAAGAUAAGCUAGAGAUGGAGUUUUCGUUACCGGAGGAGAAGAAGGAUAAAGAGAGUUUCUUGUACGUCGGUGUUUAUUGCCAGCUGGUCUCAGGGAAGGAUAAGCACGUGGGAACGGCACGUGUGCCGAUAAAGGAUUUUACGGGAGGAUAUGCGCCGGAGGGUUUCUUGCAUUGUUUGAGUUACAGGUUGUGGGACGAGUACGGGAAAAGGAACGGUAUUGUCAAUUUCUCGGCGAGGAUCGUGAAGGCCGGUCUGCAUUCGUUUUGGUUAAGGUAG
Messenger RNA from Brassica napus (rape), 522 nucleotides. Its product is annotated as BON1-associated protein 2-like. The transcript has a single exon. Gene Ontology annotation, biological process: defense response. The coding region runs from base 1 to 522 and encodes 173 amino acids. NCBI's taxonomy places the organism in Eukaryota, Viridiplantae, Streptophyta, Magnoliopsida, Brassicales, Brassicaceae. The record is from RefSeq and is a predicted model, not a curated record.